Messenger RNA from Cryptotermes secundus, 1355 nucleotides. RefSeq lists its product as uncharacterized. The transcript is spliced from 2 exons. The coding region runs from base 189 to 695 and encodes 168 amino acids. Lineage: Eukaryota; Metazoa; Arthropoda; Insecta; Blattodea; Kalotermitidae. The record is from RefSeq and is a predicted model, not a curated record.
AAUAAUAAUAAUAAUACCCAAGUCUCGCUCUGAAAGAGGUGCUCACAUAACAUGAAUAAAACAUGUUCACUUUUGUUACUUUAAGAACUCCAAAUUAUAUGAAACUAUAUCGUCUUUACGACAGUUAUGAAGGCAACACCUACUUCACUCCGGCAAUAUUAAAACAUAAACAUUACUAAUGUAAUAACAUGCUUGCUUUACAGAUGUCGAAAGAUCAUGUGUUAACUGGAAUAUACGAGAGGCUUAUAAAACCAUAUAAGGAGACUUUUGUGACCAGCGAAAUUGAAGGCCUAAGGAACACAUGUCAGUUACGCAAUUAUGCAUACGCCGUAACGAUGCACAGUACCAUACAUGCUUUCUUAAGCAGUAUACAUUGCAACAUUGUAGCACUUCCUCGUGCUUAUGUUCCCUACUCUUCGUCCCUUAUCAUCAGCAAGAACUUCCCAUUUAAGGUGCUAUUUCAUCACCACAUUCAAGAGAUGAGACGAACUGGUAUUUUGAAGCGAAUCAAACAGAGUGCGUGGUAUGAUGGUUUAGAAGACAAUCCUUACGACACGUCGGUUGCUACAACAUUGGAAACUGUUAUGAUCUUUCAUUAUAUUCUGGGAAUAGGUGUCCUGUCGUCCUUCCUACUCCUGACGCUGGAACGAACAUGGUGGACUAUGAAGGUUCGCUUAAAGAAGAGACAUUACUGAAGCAAUAAUCCUCAUCAGAGUCCCUUGAUUCUGUUUCUAUUCUCGGGUGUUUGUAGCUAUGUGGACGUAGGCAAUUUUUCUGAAGUUUCGGAAGUACAUACUGCUUCCAUUAUCAGGGUCGAAGUUUGUAUGAUGAGUUAGUGUUUGUGUAUGUACAGGAUUUUUGCCCAACUGACCGAGGGUUGUGGAGGCUGGUGACCUGUCCGGACUAACAGGGACCGUUGGGAGGGAAAUGCAUAUCCGAAAUGUUGGUAGCAUUGAUCACGUUUACACAGUGCAGAACAAAGUGCAGAAUCAACGUAAAUUAAUCGCAGAUUUUCAAUCUUAGACUCUAAAAUAUAUAUCUUCAAUUUUUCUUUAAGAAGUGCUACGAAGAAUUGCGAGUGUAGAAAACGUGAGACUGGAUUGCUUUGAAACUUGUCUGUAAAGCUACGUUUUGUAUACUGCUAUUCCAUAGAUUUAACUCAACUAAUUAUGCCCAGUAUCAUUUAUACAAUUACUCACACAAAAAAGAGAAUAUUAUGACGUAUAGACCCAGUUCUAGGUGACGGCUCGAUAAACACGUUGCCGCGGAAACAGAUGCUUGGUACACAGCCCGUUGCUAGGUUUUUUGAGAAGAAGUGGGUCUGGAACGGGGUUCACUCAGCCUCGUGAGGAUAA